Messenger RNA from Macadamia integrifolia, 3099 nucleotides. Its product is annotated as calmodulin-binding transcription activator 4-like. Gene Ontology annotation, cellular component: nucleus. The record is from RefSeq and is a predicted model, not a curated record. Gene Ontology annotation, molecular function: protein binding; double-stranded DNA binding; transcription coregulator activity. Gene Ontology annotation, biological process: regulation of transcription by RNA polymerase II. The coding region runs from base 318 to 2867 and encodes 849 amino acids. NCBI's taxonomy places the organism in Eukaryota, Viridiplantae, Streptophyta, Magnoliopsida, Proteales, Proteaceae. The transcript is spliced from 8 exons.
UAGUUUCCAUCAGAUUCUGGAUAUUCACUUUUGGUCUCAUAUAGUCUUUUCUUUGCAGGGCGUAUGAGCACAUUGUUCUAGUUCAUUAUAGAGAAAUCAGUGAGGGAAGGCACAAUGCUGGAUCACUGUCUUACCUGUCGCCCGGAUUUUCUUCUACUCCAAGUCCAAGUACCAGUCCUUGUACUGCCCAAAAUCCUGGCUUUUUAUCUGGAACUAGUGAAUUGUAUGAAUCAUCUCGCAGUUGCUUUAGUCCGGGAUCUGUGGAGGUCAGUUCUGAGUCAGUUAUCAGGAGUCCUGAGCAGGAUCAUUUGGAUCAAAUGGAGAGGUCAAGAGAGUUUAGUAGUUCGUCCGAUCCUGAGGUCAACCAUGCACUGCGAAGGCUUCAAGAGCAGUUAAGUUUGAAUGAUGAUGACUUUUCGGAAGAACUUUCUUCAUACUGUACUCAGAAGGAGAAUUUAACAGAUUCUGGAGUAUUAGACUUUGAAAUGAAGGGCUCCAAACAGGACAAGUUUGAAGUUUUACUACAUGGAUCAGAAUACAAAAUAGGUGAUCAGAAUUAUAGUUGGAAUGCUGGGGGGCUAGAGAAUUCAAACAAUCACCACCAGUUGCUACAAGAUGCAGUUGUUAGGGAGCAUUUGGGUUCUGAAUAUACACUUGAGAAGAAGGAUACUCCAUCAUGGAAAGAGAUGCUGGAAUCGUGUUCCACUUCAACUGGGUUUGAUUCUCGAGAGAAUUUUUUCAACAGAUCAUAUGGAAAUAUACUAGAACAGGAAAAGCCUGUGUCAGCAGAAAGGGAAAGAAUCUUGGGAAGCCCAGCUGGACAGCAAGAAACCUGGCCUUCUCAGUGGUUGGAUUUUCAUGGUAAUAGUUCAGAAAAUAGGGUGAAUUACUACACUAGUUCUGAGAGUGAUUCAAACAUGCAAAUGCAACUUUCAGUGGCUAGAGAGUUUCUAUUAGGCUCUGACAGUUCUCUUGUAUCACCAACUUCAACAUCACUGCCUCAAGUAAUAGAGAACUCCAAAAAAUCUGCAUAUUCUUCAGGAACAACUCUUCAGAAAGCCAACCCUAACUACAGUGCAAUUUGUUCUGACCAAGAAUAUCACCUUGAAGUUCCUCUUGAAGGAGAUUCAAGCUUGUCCUUCACACAGAAACAGAGAUUUACUAUUCAUGAAAUAUCGCCAGAUUGGGGAUUUUCUACUGAAGCUUCCAAGGUCAUUAUUACCGGAUCCUUCCUUUGUGAUCCAUCAAAGUUUUCAUGGAACUGUAUGUUUGGUGACAUUGAAGUUCCUCUAGAAAUCAUUCAGGAAGGUGUUCUUCGUUGCAAGGCUCCUCCACAUGGUCCUGGAAAUGUCAGUCUAUACAUCACAUGUGGCAAUAGGGAAUCCUGCAGCGAAAUCAAGGAAUUUGAAUACCGUGUCAAGCAAACGAGCUGUACUCACUGUGAUUUACAACAGAAAGAAGUAACUAAAAGCACCGAAGAUCUGCUGCUCCUUGUCAGGUUUGCACAGAUGCUUCUGAGUGAUCCACUGGCUCAAAGAGAAGACAGUGUUCAAUCAGGAAUCGAUGUACUGAGAAAAUUGAAAGUUGAUGAAGAUCCAUGGGUACAUAUUAUAGAGACACUCUUAGUUGGCAGUGAGACUCCAUUAUGUACCAUGGAUAGGCUUCUUCAAGAACUUUUAAAAGACAAGUUGCAGUGCUGGCUUUUGUCCAAAUACCAGGCGGAAAGUGACACACCUGGUUGUUCCCUGUCCAAGAAAGAGCAAGGAAUAAUACAUACGGUUGCUGGGUUGGGCUUCGAGUGGGCUUUAAAUCCAAUUCUUAACUCUGGGAUCAGUGUUAAUUUCCGUGAUGUUAAUGGCUGGACUGCUCUUCAUUGGGCUGCACGGUUCGGAAGGGAAAAAAUGGUCGCUGCACUUCUAGCUGCUGGUGCAUCAGCUGGUGCUGUAACAGAUCCCACCUCACAAGAUCCAACGGGUCAAACCCCAGCAUCCAUUGCUGCUGCCAAUGGUCACAAAGGACUUGCUGGAUAUCUCUCAGAGGUGUCUCUAACUAGCCACCUUUCAUCCCUGAAACUGGAAGAAACUGAGCUUUCUAAAGGUGCAGCUGCUGUGGAGGCAGAAAUAACUAUGGAGAGCAUCUUGAGGGAGAGCCUUGGUGCCACAGAGGAUCAGCUUUCACUCAGAAACUCCCUUGCUGCAGUUCGAAAUGCAGCUCAGGCUGCUGCACGCAUACAAUCUGCUUUUCGUGCACAUUCCUUCAGAAAGAGACAACAAACAGAAGCAGCAGCACCUUCUAGUGUUGAUGGUUAUGAUAUUACUACAGACAACAUUCAUGAGCUUUCUGCUGCAUCAAAGUUGGCCUUUCGCAACCUUCGUGAUCAUAAGUUAGAUAAAGCAGCUUUGUCUAUUCAGAAGAAAUAUCGUGGUUGGAAAGGACGGAAAGAGUUUUUGGCAUUGCGCCGGAAAGUUGUGAAGAUACAGGCUCAUGUGAGGGGACAUCAAGUAAGGAAGAAGUACAAGGUGUUUGUGUGGGCUGUUGGUGUACUAGAUAAGGUCGUCUUGAGGUGGCGUCGAAGAGGAGUUGGUUUGCGAGGAUUCCGGCCCGAAUCAAAAUCUAUUGACGAAAGUGAAGAUGAGGACAUCCUUAAGGUAUUCCGUAAGCAGAAAGUGGAUGUAGCUACUGAUGAAGCUGUAGGUAGAGUUGUGUCCAUGGUUGAAUCCCCUGAGGCACGUCAGCAGUACAGUCGGAUGCUGGAAAGCUACCAACAAGCCAAGGCUGAAUUAAGUGGUGCAGCAAGUGAAGCAGCAUCAACUUCUCAAUGCAAUUUUGAUGAGAUGGAAAAUGAUUACAUGUACCAGUUCCCGUGAGUUCUGAAUUACCUUAGCUAUUGAGCCCUCCAUAUACCCAACUUCGAAGCUCACCUCAAAUAUGGUAACUGCAUUCACUUGUGCAUAUAUUCCUGUUAGUUAAGGAUUUGAUACUAGUGACUAAUUUCUAGAUAUGUUUGUCGCAUAUAUUAUGCCCAUUUGUUGAUGGUGUAAGUGAUUGUAAUUGUUGUAAAUGGUUUUUCAAUUGUAAUUGAUGAUUUAGUUUUGUUAA